Molecule: messenger RNA, 3221 nt
Organism: Cottoperca gobio
Lineage: Eukaryota; Metazoa; Chordata; Actinopteri; Perciformes; Bovichtidae
Gene: kif9
Product: kinesin family member 9
Exons: 21
Coding region: 170-2518 (782 amino acids)
Biological process (GO): microtubule-based movement
Molecular function (GO): ATP binding; microtubule binding; microtubule motor activity
Source: RefSeq, a predicted model, not a curated record
AGGAGAUGGACUGUACUUGAGAAAGUGAGCUGAAAAGACCGAUUUUCACGUGAAAACCGCUCGUUCGAGUAGUUCAGGUUGAUUUAGUUAAUAUAUCCGUACAGUCUGACGCAAGUUGACGCGGUUGGCUUGAGUUUUGUUGUGUCGUCGUGUUUCUGCCAGAGGUGGUAUGAAGGCUCACAGCAGUAAGGUCGGAGUGUUUGUCCGGAUCAGACCAACGGCUAACUUCUCCAAAGACCUCAUUGAAUGUCUUCCUGACGGACAGACAGUAAACAUCCAUCACAAGAAAGACUCCAGGAGGCCCCAGGACUCCAGAAAAAGUCAGCUGAGCUCAUUCCGGCUGGAAGGCGUCCUGCAGGAUGUAUCCCAGGGGGAGUUGUACGCCAGAGUGUGCCAACGGGUGGUACUGGGAGCACUGGAUGGCUAUAAUGGUACUCUGAUGUGUUUUGGGCAGACGGGUGCAGGAAAGACCUACACCAUGACGGGAUCCACAGAAUCAUACAAGCAGAGAGGAAUCAUUCCUCGGGCCCUUCAAGAAGUGUUUCAGGAAGUGGAGAACAGGACUGAGCACGCUUUCUCUGUUUACCUGUCCUACCUGGAAAUCUAUAAUGAGACCUUGGUGGACCUGCUGUCAUCGCUGCAAGGCUCACCACACCCGUCUCCCCGUGGUAUGGUGGUGAGUGAGGAGCCGGGCAGAGGGGUGUUCAUCAGAGGUCUGUCUAUUCACCCUGUCCACAGUGAGGAGGAGGCUCUUAACCUGCUGUUUGAGGGUGAGAUGAAUCGCAUUAUUGAAUCUCAUGCCUUGAACAGGAACUCCUCCAGGUCCCACUGUAUCUUCACUGUGCAUAUAGAGUCCCGCUCACGGACUCUGUCUGAUGCUAAGUACAUCACCUCCAAGCUGAAUCUGGUAGAUUUGGCGGGGUCAGAGAGGCUGGGAAAGACCGGGUCAGAGGGUCGGAUGUUCAAGGAAGCCAUGUACAUCAACAAGUCGUUGUCUUUCCUUGAGCAGGCCAUCCUGGCCUUGGCGGACCGCCGCAGAGACCACGUUACCUUCAGACAGACUAAACUCACUCAUGCCCUCAAAGACUCACUGGGAGGGAACUGCAACACUGUGCUUGUGGCCAACAUCUACGGUGAGGCUGCACAGAUAGAAGAAACACUCUCUACUCUGCGGUUUGCCAGCAGAAUGAUGUGCGUUAGGACAAGUCCUGCUGUUAAUCAACAUAUGGAUCCAGCUGCUCAGAUCAAGAAACUUAAGAGGGAUGUACAGAUGCUGAAAGGGGAACUGUCCAUCUGCAACACAUUGGUGAACAGACCGAACAUCCCGUAUGAGUCGUCUAAGGCCCAGCAGGCUGAGAUCCACAGCCAGGUUCAGAGGUACCUAGAGGGAAGCCUGGAGGAAAUCAGUAUCAUAAGUAUCAGGCAGGUCCACGCAGUGUUUGCCCAGUUCAAGCUUGCUGUGCAGGAACAGGAGCAGAAGGUGAAGGCUUGGUUAUGUCAGACCUACAACUUGGUGGAGAUAGACCAAUGUGCUAAGACAGCUGAUAUCAAGGAGUGGGACACCAGAGGCAGCACUGAAGAUGUGUCUGCGCAGCCACUGAAGAAUGCCCAUCGCCCAAGUUCAAUCAAAGGCAAAACUAAAAGGUUUAAGGCCAAAGAGAGCCAAAGCAGGAGGGGAGGAGAGGGGAGUCCAGUUUCAUGGAAGGGUUUGGAGAGUGCCUCCAAAUCAAAGCUGAGUUCUGUCCAGAUUCCUAAACGGGAACAGGAGUCACAAGAACCAGACACAGAGAGCCAGGACACACAGGAGUCAGAGAGCCAGGACACACAGGAGUCACAACCACCUGGCAAUGAACCCUUCCACCCUGACUUGCUGUCUCUGCCCAGCUCUACUCUUACCAAAGCAGAAGCCUUUGAGGAUUUUAAAGUGGGACGAGGCAGCAAGCUCAACCGCAUCCUUAAGGAGAACAAGGCCGUGCUGCUGGAACGCCGCAGUCUUCUUCAACAGCUAACUGAGGAGGUCAACGCUGUCAAGAGAGAGAUGGACUGCACCGCGGCCACCAUACAGCAGCACAAGGAGACGAGAGGAGGCCAAGGUCAGUAUUUGGUUAUGGAGGGGGAGCCAGAUGCCACUUCAUUGAAGCAGCUCAGUGAUCUGAAGGCCCUUUACCGGCAGAGAUAUGAGGUGCUGCGUGACAUCAAGGCAGAGAUCAACUACUGUCAACACCUUGUGGAUCAGUGCAGGGUGCGUCUGCUAUCAGAAUUUGACAACUGGUAUAAGAAGUCUUUCCUGGUACCCGAGGAGGAGCUGGAGAGGUCUAUGGAUAAGACGCUUGAACAAGAGGAUAACCAGCUGCCUUAUGAGCUUCUUCCUGAGAACUCCAGCUCUGAGUCCUUCUACAACGCCCGCUACAGAACUCUGAAAAGGAGGGACAGGGCGCUGUCCUUUACUCCAGUACAGGGGAACUCGUCUUCAGGGUCUGGACAGAGAAGACUUCCUCCAAUUCUACCUAUUAGUUAAUAGUUAAGUGUUACGUGGGCACGGCGGUUUCCAGGCUGCGGCGGCCCUGCCUCAGUUUGCGCUUGUUGCUGUACAGGGCCAUCUCCUCCAGGGCUGAGGUGGCAGGCAGCGGUGCGGGUACCUCGGCCUCAGGGCUCGCAGCGGGCACUAGACAACAAAAGACAGAACAACUUCAGUAACACAUCUAUCAAGCUGCAGUUCAGCUUCUUCUUACAUGACAAUAACUCCACAACGGCAGCUGUGAAGAGGAAGAAAGAUGAAGGCAACUGGACAGAAAAUCCCUGUAGAGCAUUGCCUGAGAAGCCCCACAUUCAGCAGCUGGAAACAAGCAGAAAACUAUCGCCACCAGUGACUGCACGUUUACACUUCAAUGGAACUCAUUUGCACGUCCUUCGUUAAAAAAAUGUUUUCACUUAGUGUUUACACGCACUUAAGGAUGGUGUUAUGUUCGGCUUCUUCUGUAAGCUGAUUUCUUGGCCGUGUAUAUAUACACACACUUAACAGGGUUGCUUAUUGGAAUUGUAUGUGAUGUAUGUGCCGGCUAAAGACUUCUGACAGAAGGUAACGCUGCCAGCAGCCUGGGUGAUGAACAUAUUUGCAUACUGGUUGAAGUGAAUAAAUAUAUACUGCCUGUAUGAGAGCUUACAUUAUUGGAAGGAAGUAAAGGCUCUUAUUGUAGCGUCAAUAAAGGAGCUGUCAAAUA